UGCUUAAAAUUCUUCCAGUUUUUCAGCUGAGAUGUGUUAGUUCCCGCUCUCCCAUAUACUUUGGAAGGUACUUGUAAAUCACGAGGAAUGUUUUCUGCUUAAUUUUGCUGCUUUUGUGAAAGUUCAGCCACCACUGAAGUUCUGAAAAACGAUCUUCUGAAACAGAGGCUGUUGCAGAGCAGCCCCUCACAUUUCCUAACUGGUGAUCAACCAGCUUGUGUCCCAUCUGCCACUGUGUUCGGAUGGACAGGAGACUGGAGCUGGGGAAAGGAUGCAGGAAUAAAGUCUAAGAUGAGGAAUGGGGAACUCUGGAGUCUGAACAUGAAUCAGUUGUUGAUGAGAAAGGAUUAGGACCGAACACAGUACGUGGGGGAACAGGAGUAUAGGGGUGGAAGUAAAUGAUUAAAAUGGAUGAGAAGCCUGUAGAUGGAAGGAUUGCAGGAGAUGGGGAAAUGUGAGUUUAGAUGACUGGGUAGUGGACAGUAGGGGGGAAAAAAAAUUAAGAAGAAAGGAAGAGAGACUCUGACCUAGCUUUGAGGGUUCAUUGACUAGAAGUAAAUGAUAUAAUCAAGGAUUAGAUCAUAAAGCUUAGUCAUGAAAAGGUGGAUGGACUGUGGUUCGAUAACACUAAUCCUCCUGUUUCCUAACAUCUGAAUAUUUGAAUUUACAACCUAAACACUCUUUUCAUGCUUAAGAAAAACUGAGAGACAAUCCAGAGGCAACCUGUGUAGAUGCUUCAGAAAACCCUUCAGAGACAAACAGAUGAAUGUCGUGUUUAUCGGGAAGUGCUCGAGGAUAGGGGCUUUAUGAUUUAAAAAAAAGAGAGAGAGAGAGAAAUAUAGGGGAAUGGGUUAAGCCUCUCUGACCGUUACAGGAUUGGUUGGGCUGAAACACAAAUCUAAUGACUCAUUGGGUUUUGCAUGAUAAAAUUGACCAUAGACCAAAGGCUUCCCUAGUCCAGGAAAAAUAACAGCUUUCUUUUCAUUACCAAGGUAAAUCAGUUCCCCUGCGUGAUGCACUGACAAUGACACUGAAAAGCUGAAUAAAAACAGCAGGCAUUUCUCACUGCACUCCUAGCACGAGCAUUGCUAAACGUGAUUUUGGUGACAGUAGAACAUAUGAGCUCUGGCUGCAGAACUAGCACCCCUGCAGCCAAAAAUGGCAUAAAUGCCUCAAAAGAAUGCUUCUCCAGUGCGAGCACUGAUGCUCCUUGUCCUACUCUUACCAAACCUGGCAGCAGAGAUUUUGAGGAGAACAAAAAGGAGUCUUACUGUCUUCUACUGACUUUCCUGCACAGCAGAUUACUUUAGAGUAAUUCUUGCCUCCAACCCAUAACUUCUGGUUGAGCUACAGCAUAUGUUUUAGCAGUCUUGCUUCCAAAGUUUUAACUGACUGACAAACCCAUCAUGUUCCCAGGUAAGCUGUUUUUGUUCUGUUUUGUUUUAAGUCCGUCCUCCCCCCCCUCCUUUUUUUGAAACCUGAAUUUGCCACUGUUUGAAUUUCCAGUGAUUUAAUCUUGGAAUGUCUUUUUCAUUCUAAUAGGUGAAACAGAUAACUACUCUCAGAAGUUUUUUUCCUUCUAGAAGUGUAUGUUAACGGUGAUCAAGGUACUUUAAACUUCCCUUCGUCCAAAAUUUAUUCAUUCUCUCAUUAUAGUAGAGGGAUUCUUUUCAGCUCCAGUUACUUUUUUCUCCUUUAAAUUUUUUUCACUUUGUCAAUAUUUUUUCAACAUCAUAGAAGCCAGAAUUAGACAAUGCAUUUUGAUAAGUUCACCCUGAACUUUAUGCAGAACUAAUACUGCCUCUGUGUUGCCUGUGUUAGCUGUCUAAGUGCCUUGGUUCUUUUUGCACAGUUUCAUCCUGAGGGCAGGUUUUGCACAGUACCAGGUCCUAAGCCCAGCGUUACAAAGACAGAGGAAGGCAGGGGUAAGAAAUGGCAGCUGGUGGACAGAGGUGCCCAAUGUAUUCUUCACUAGAGCCCAUGCUUUGACAGAUGACUUGUGCAAGGUUGAUAUCCAUCAUGACCCUGGCAUCUCUUUGACUCAUUCACUGCUUUCAAGAUGCUGUAUCCUUUACUAAUGCUGCACAUGGCGCGGUGUUAUCAAACUUGCAGCUAACCAGCAAAAGUUUGGGUUUUGCAUGGGUUAGAGUGAAAGGUUUCUCAUUUUGUUUUAUAUUUAUUUCAUAUUAGAAGUAUGUAAUAGGAAAAUCACUAAAGAAAAGGUGAGCGGAAGAAGUAAAACCCAGAUGAAGAAUCUAAUCUUACUAAUAACAGUUCUUCUGGUCCUGCCAGUUUCAGGAAGAAAAUGGGCUCACUGCUAUACAAUUUAAGUUGAAUAGUACUUCUCUUUAAAGUUUGUUUUUUUGGCAGGGGCUGGUGGUUACUGAAAAUGGAGGAAACAAGGAAGCUCUCUCCAAAGCCAUGUAAAAGCAAAGAACCUGUGAAAACGGAAUGGGGGUCUCAGAGUGUUGUGUUUACAUAUUUCCAAGGGGAUAUUAACAGUGUGGUAGAUGAACAUUUUUCUAGAGCUCUCAGCAAUGCCAAGAACCCCCAAGACCUGAGCACGAAGCACAAGAGCGAGGCUGUUGUCCUGAAGAACGAUAGCAUGUCUCCCCAUCAGUGGAGUUUCUCUUCACACUGCUCCAAACCAUAUCCAUCAUCUUCUGCUACAAGCAUGUCAAAUUCUGGUCUGAAUUUUUCUGUUGCUGGUCUGGCAGGCCAAUACCAGCCAUCAGCUCUGCGGAGUCAUCCAACUCAGCCUGCGGAUUUAUGGCCCUUCCCUUCAAUUGGUUCGCCCAGUCUUUCUGGCUCAGUAUAUCAUCAUACCUUGCCUGACCUGCACGUGGCAGAUGAACCGAUCUCUGACAGGAAGUACGGUUCUCUUCUUGGUCUUCUGCAACAGGAAAGGUGCCUAACAUCCAUGCAGGAAUGUACCAUGAAGCAACACUCUAGUUCUGCUUGUAUUACUGGACCUGCUAGGUUACAAAAUAUAAGUCAAAGUUUAACUCCUGGGGGAGAGAGGAAAGCAAGCUCUUACCAAGGCUCAGAAAAUCCCAGUGCAAGCCAUGCUGCCGCAGGUAUACAGACUCAUGACAGAAGACGAGAUUUGUACUUUUAGCAACUGGAUGUUUCUACUUUAUUCCUAAAGAGCGAGCUCUUCCUGUGAACUUUGAUCAUUUGCAACUGUGAAUCAAGAAGAAACGGACUGCAGCUAUUCUGUGCUUUUUCUCUCAGUUGGAAGAAUGCCUGUACUAUUUACUCUUUUAGGAAUGAAAAUAAUCUUCCUCUGUUCAUUAAACAAUUUCUCAUAGUUGCAUUAAACCUGACAGAGUAUAUUUGGUAUGAAGAUAUGCUGUCUACUGAAGGACUUUCACUUAGUCCUCUCUUAAAAAGUGCUAAGAGUCCUUUCAAUCUUCCUACGCUUGUUCGUUUACCAUCUUUUGGUAAGAAACGCAGCUCUGUUGCAGAGGGAUGCAUUUGGCAUGAAAUUCAGUGCUACGGCUUCAUAUCCUGAUUUGGUAGUUCCAUGUUGUUGUUUAGAAAAGCCUAAGACAGUGACUCUGCUUGCAAGGGACUUCAAGGCAACCACAGGCAAGAAAGCACAUUAUCAUAUUCAUAUUUUGGAAGUACAGUAAUUUGUAACCGUAGUCAUUCUUCAGACAGGCAUAUGCCUUAAGGCUCUGUUUUGGCCUCUCAUAAUCAUCGUCUAGAAAAUACAGUGAAUUAACAAUAGAUCUGGGAGGAAAUUGAGGUCCUCGCUGGACAUAAGAAAAAUACCAC
Struthio camelus australis is the source of this 3780-nucleotide messenger RNA. The record is from RefSeq and is a predicted model, not a curated record. NCBI's taxonomy places the organism in Eukaryota, Metazoa, Chordata, Aves, Struthioniformes, Struthionidae.